CUUGCUCACUCGCUUCUGUCGCCGUCCGUGCCGGAGAGUGCGGCAGUGUAAUUUGUGCGAGGCGAUAAGAGCGCGCAGCUUCGAUUCAAAAACUUUUCUCGGAAGCGUGCCGCUCGCCGACAGAUACGCUGGAGUCACGUCAUUGUUCGCCGUCAACCGUCCUCGUCGCCGCCGUCGCUCGCGAUAGUGAUCCGCGCGCGUCUAAUUAAAGAGGGCGACGCGUCCGCCGGGAUAUUUCGCGCGUUUCUCGGGCGCGCCAUAACUCGCGCGACGAUCGCAGGCGCGAAUCGACUCGACUCGCCGCGCGAUCUUCGAUCAUUCGCCGGUUCGUGCAGCGGCCCGUGCAGCGCGUGUCGCCGUCGGCCGCUGAGUCGCUGCAUCUCCCUCUUCCUCUUUCUCUCUUUCCGUUGCCUCUCUUUCUUUCUUUCUCUCUGUCGCGCUCGUUACGUGGAGCAGCGUGGACGCGCGUCGCGCUCGUCGGCGCCUCGAAGGAUUUAUCGCGCGCAGCGACGAGAGCACGCGGCGAUGAUAGCGCGCGCGCCAGAGUGAGCUCGAUAGAGCGCGGCUGUGAUAGUGAUAGAGACAAGAGAGCGGUUCCUUCGGCUGCGCGAUCCCGCGGAGCGGCGCGAGAGGAAACACGAUCGACGUCACCGGCGGACGGACGAACGAACGAAUUGACUGACUGACGUACGAGCGCGCCAUCGAUGGCGAGCUCUCUAUAUAUCGCGAACGUUCCGGUGAUAUUGAAAAUAAUCGUCCUGCGAGAAGCGCGACGUAGGAUUUAAAUUUGGUAUCGGCGCUGCGUGCCGUGCACGGGACGGGCCAGCCACCCGCUCGUUCGCUCGCUUUCGCGCUCGCACGAGGGACCGCGAUCGAGCGCGCGUGAGCCGCGUCGAGACGUGGGCGAGACGGAGAGGGAAAAUCGGGCUACCCGGUGUGCGCGGCGCGACGCGGGUCGCGGUGUGGACACACGGUGCGACGCGCGUUCCUAAAGCGAAGACUUGUACGUUUUUAAAGGUGCGAAAGCUCAUCGUCGCUCGUUGGUACCUAUUGCUGUCAUCAUUGUCGUCAUUGUCGUCAUCGGCAUCAUCAUCAUCAUCAACGUCCCCGUUGUCACGGUCAACCUCGACAGUGGCGGUAGUAACGUUGAAUGAAUGGUUAGCACUCGGUCACGAGGUAACGUCGCGUCCCGGUGAUCGUCGACAGGAGAAAUCACGAAGAUGCAUCCGAACCUGGUGGAAGCGCGUAUAGCUCUCGAGGACCAGAUUCUUGAAGCGAUCGAUCAACUGCGUAAACGUAAAGCACGGCCCGAUGCCGACCGCAUCUGCAACUUUCUGCUGAGGAAGUACUCAGUGGAUGCUCGCGACACAAUCGCUGAUCUGCAUCGGUUGAUCGAGGUCGAGAAGGUGAUACAAGUGGAUUACAAGGGACACACGAGCUACCGCAACGCGUCCAAAUGGUCACGUCUGCAACUUUACAAGAACCGACCGGAGGGUUUCAUCAAGGAGAAGCUCAACUCGAACAUGAUAUCGACCGCGGUCUCCGAACUCGUCGUCGGUGAGCCGGACUAUCUGGACCAGGGCGUGCCCGCCGGUCGGCUGAUCGAGCAGCUACUCGAUGGCGUUUCGAGCCCGACGUCCCGACGCAUGGUCGAGGAGUUUCUCAACAAGGAAGUCGCAUGCGGCAACAUCACGCGCCUGUCCAACGGCAAUUACACGCUGGUGGCGACGUCCGAUGUGUCGACGCCCGCGGCGCCGGACGCGCCGCGACGCGAUUCUGCGACGUCGUCGACCACGGCCGCCGCCGCCACCACCCCCGCCUCCGCGUCGUCGCGCGGCUCUCAGCAAAACGGCAACUCGGCGCGACGUGUCGGCAAGGGAACAGCCGCCAGCAAGACUACCAGCAGCCGCAGCAGCAGCAGGAGCAGUAGCAGGAGCAGCAACGGUAGCGGCGCGACUAUAAGAAGGAGGAAAAAGGCGAUGAUGGCGGCGACAAAGGUUACCGCCGCGGCUACGACGGUAACUGCAGCUACGUCUACGGCCACGACUACGACCGCAACUAUGGUUACGGCCACGACCACGGCGACGACCACGACUGCAACGACAACCACCACUACCACCACCACCACCACCCCGUCCGUCACCCCAGCUACGACGAAGGCGCUGACAGCUGCUGCGGUGGCGAAAACAUUGGCCGAGGCCGCGGCGGAACUUUACGAGUUCAACGAAACUGACAAUCUCACGCCUACCGAUUCUAGAUCGACUACGCCACGGCUGUCACGGCAAACCAGCCCGAAGAUGGAUCAGCCAGACGUGAAGAAGACCGAGCCGAUGGAGGUCGUAGUCAACAAGAGUGACAGUGUUGAGAGCACUGAUGUAUCGCCGACCGAGACGAUGGAGUGCGACGACAAGCAAGAACGUGCUCCAGAGGAGGCACUCGUCUCACCUCCCGUCGUGGAAGAGUCACCCAAGUGCAACGACGUCGUCCAAACGACGCCUAACCUCAAAAGGCCCACCAAAGCUGAGCGUAAGCAGCGUUUGUUUGUGAGAACGGAAGACCCAAUGGACAUAAAGUUCGAGGAUGAUCCCAGGGACAGUAAGGAAGAGUUGGAAGCGCUCAAGGACAAACGAGAUGAGACAGAUCGACGGUCAAGUGAUGAUCGCGAGGACGAGGAAGCCGGCAGAAGCUCCACGAAUACAUCACCAACACCGUCCAACGUAAACGCCAGUGGAUUCCGCAGCGCACGUAGAAAAAGAGCAAAAAAGGUCUUUGACCCCUCGGACAACAAUCUAGUAAAACGAAAACGUGGCAGACAGCCAAAUAGUCAAAAUAAAAAUGCACUAACUCAGGAUUCCCAGGAUGUCACCAAAGUACUCCUCAAGGAUGGACCCUGCAGACAGUGUAGUCUUUGUGCCAAAGAGAAGCAAGAAGCAUUGAUAGCUUGUAGAGACUGCACAGUACGAGCACACCCAAGUUGUAUUUAUAGCCCAGAGGAGAUGAUUCAGAAGGCCAAUACUAAUUGGCAGUGUGAGCGCUGCAAAAGUUGUACAGUAUGUUGCGAAACUUCUGAUGCUGGUCCCCUGGUGACUUGUUUCAGCUGCGACGAUGCCUAUCACUACUACUGCCAUACACCGCGUGUCACAACGCCGAAAACGAACUCCAAAUGGUACUGCAACGAUUGCUUGCAGAAGCAGUACAAGACGAACGUCACCAGUCAGAAUGUUAACUCGAUUAACACGAGUAGACCGAAUACUCCGUCCAAUACACCUGUUUUACCACCGGUCCUUAGCCCGCAAGUCUCUCCCGCCAGGGGUUCUGAUCAAAUGGAAGACGAUGCUCCAAGAGACAAAAUCGAUCCUAAUAUACCGGAUGCCUCUGAUUGGACUUCCGAGCAAGUAUAUCAGUAUUUUGCCAGGCUAUUUCCCAAAGAAGCCGAAGUUUUUAGACAUCAGGAAAUUGACGGUCAUUCACUUCUUUUGUUGAAACGAUCGGACGUGCUGACUGGACUUGACUUACUCCUGGGGCCUGCAUUAAAGAUUUACCGACACGUCCUGAAACUUCAAGUGCGCAGAGACGAUCCCAAGCUCUAUUGGUUAUAAUACAAGGACGAUAUCUUGCAUGUGAUCAAAAGCGCCGAUUUUUUCCCGGUGUCGUUUUGUAUAGUGUACAAAUUGCGAGCCUUCGUAUUGAUUAAGAUCGCGACUUUAUCUGAUUUUUCAAUUAAAGUCAUUCAAUCUAUGUAAAUACAAGUGAUUUAUUUUUGUAUUAUUUCAAUCGUCUCUUGUGCGAAACGUGAUCGAUCUGUAGACGGAAGUAUACGUACAUAGAGACAGGAUAAUGCUUUAUACUUGAAAUUGUAACGAUAUUAUUUGCAGCAUGUUUUUUGUAACUUUUAUAAGUACUUCGUUAUAUAAUAUUGCAUCUACAUACACAAAUGAAUAUAGAAAGGGGCACAAAUAUUCUUACGUAUACAUAUAUUGCUUAAAAUUUCAAUCCCAUUUAGGUACUGUUGUAUUUCGAAGUACUUGAAAAGUUUAAAUAAGUUCCAGUAAGUUUGUUACAUUAUGUAAUGAUAUAAUGUUUAUUAUAUUUUCUAACUGCUUACUCUUAUGCAGAAUAUAAUUCGUAUGUUUCAUAAUACUUGUGACACAUGGCAUAGAAACUCCUGUUUAUGUCUACGUAGUGUUAUGUUUCCAAGUAUUCAUGAAAAGUUCAAACAUGCUACAGAUGUUAUUGGUACUAUUCAAAAUGUACGUAAUCCUAAUCCCUGUGUAUAAUACGUAUACACGCCGUCCUUUUAAACGUGUACGGUAUUUUCUAAGAAGAUGCAGCUAUUUUUCAUCGGAGUUGUUACUUGUUAACGUUAACUUAAGUCUAUAUUGAGAAUUUUAGACUGUUUGAAAGAAAAAAAAGAUAUGUAUGUUGAAAGAAGGAAGAUUAUUUCGAAGCGAUUAUUUAUUACAUACUUUUGUAUUAUAACAAACUUGAAUUUUAUUAUUCGGUUUUACACAUACAAAGGUAACACACAUUUAUUUGUAGAACAUAAUUAUAAGAUAUUCUGCUGAGGAACAUGGUACUUUGGUUUCACAAUGUACUUUUCUAUGCAAUAAAUAUUUUGAUAAUUACAA
Messenger RNA from Odontomachus brunneus, 4628 nucleotides. It is a transcript of the gene Lint-O, whose product is annotated as mucin-5AC. The transcript is spliced from 5 exons. The coding region runs from base 1221 to 3599 and encodes 792 amino acids. Gene Ontology annotation, molecular function: DNA binding; protein binding. The record is from RefSeq and is a predicted model, not a curated record. Lineage: Eukaryota; Metazoa; Arthropoda; Insecta; Hymenoptera; Formicidae.